AUGGUAGCCGCUGCUGGUGGAAUUCCUUCUUUUGGCCGUGUUUUUAAGACAUUCAGACACGAGGGUGUUGAGUUCUCCACUUGCGAGUUCUACAUGGCACUUUCGGAUUACCAACAGUUAAUGAAACUGACUGAGGAUAUGGUGAGUGGGAUGGUCAAACAGUUAAGAGGUGGUUACAAAAUCAAGUAUCCUGCUAAUGAGUCGCUCGAAAUUGACUUCACUCCUCCAUUCAGGACGAUUCAAAUGAUAGCAGAGCUCGAAAAGCAGGCAGGCCUGAAGUUACCAGAAGACUUGGCUAGCGAAGCAGCCAACACUUAUCUUGUUGAUGCAUGUGCUAGGCUUGGCGUCACAUGCCCUCCUCCAAUGACAACAGUUCAGCUGUUAGACAAGCUUGUGGGCAAAUAUGUUAAAGAUCAGUGUGUGCAGCCGACUUUCAUCGUAAACCAUUCUGCCAUCAUGAGUCCAUUGGCAAAAGAGCAUGGAUCAAACCCUGGUUUGGCUGAAAGAUUCGAGCUUAUUAUCAACAAGCAUGAACUCUGCAAUGGCUACUCUGUGUUGGUCGAUUCUCUCGAAAGGUUACAGCGUGUACAUGAUCUGCGCAGGAGUGGACAACCUGGACCCAGAGAAACAAGUGUUGCAGGCAGGGGCUAUUCACAAGCUUUGCUUUAUGGGAUGCCUCCGGCAUGUGCUUGGGGCUUCGAAAUAGAAAGAUUCAGUCUGCUCAUUGCUGGACGCCAAGGCCAGUCUCUUACCUUGAGGUUUAUUGUAAUUGGAUAA
This is a messenger RNA of Arabis nemorensis, 777 nucleotides long. The record is from the annotation of a GenBank genome assembly. Lineage: Eukaryota; Viridiplantae; Streptophyta; Magnoliopsida; Brassicales; Brassicaceae.